AUGCCCCCAAAUCCUAAGGUGUGCGCAAGGAGAGGAAUAGACAGCUGCGGCCACUCUUACCCGGACAGACUGUCAGUGCCUGUGGAGAUCGAAUUGAGCCACACAGGACCCGCGCUCCUACUCUCUUUCGGAAGCACCAUGCCAAAGAAGGCAAACCCAUGCACAGCAUCCUGGGGCAUCGACGACGUGUCAAUUUACCUCCACUAA
Messenger RNA from Eimeria maxima, 207 nucleotides. RefSeq names its product Conserved Plasmodium protein, related. The transcript is spliced from 3 exons. The coding region runs from base 1 to 207 and encodes 68 amino acids. The record is from RefSeq and is a predicted model, not a curated record. NCBI's taxonomy places the organism in Eukaryota, Apicomplexa, Conoidasida, Eucoccidiorida, Eimeriidae.